GUCGGAUUAUGCAAAAGCUCAUGUGUGCUCGGCCACUCACUGCCAACCAUCUGUCUAUCGGUCAAACAUCAGGGCUGCGACGACGCGCCCCAGCGCCGCACGGGCCAGCCGGGUUGUCACCGGGAAACGCUCUCUGAAAGGGUCACUCGACGAGGCAGUGGCCGGCCGCUCAGUUGUGAACACCUGAACCUUCACUGCACAAACACGACAACAAAGUGCGACAGAAAUCUGUGUGUGUGCGUUCCCUUCGUGCCGACCGUCGUUGGCGUCGCCAAUGUGGCAAUCCCAGAUGGACACCCAGGCAACGAACUCGUGGCUCGUAUCGGUCAGCACAACGCGCCGGGCCUUGCCAUAUCGCGGCCAGAAGUACGACACGCUCGUGCUGCACCCCUCGACCAGUGAGUGGGGGGACUGCGUGAGCAGCGUGUGCAGCCGAUGGUCGUCCACAUGCCUGACACACAUACACAUACACACACACACACACACACACAGACGACGGAGACGACGGACACUCACACAGGCGGUGUGUGCAAAAGAAGACGCCCUCAUGCCCGACCUGUUGAUGUUUCUGCUGGACGAGUUGCUCUGGCGAGCGCGGGUGCGCGCGAAGGGCGCCAUGAUGACGCUCUUGAUGAACGACGACGCCGACGAGUACGUCGAGGCGCCGACCGAGGUCCAGUAGCCACGAUCGGGCGAAUAGCCGAUCUCACUGCGGACCGGAGGGUCGUGCUCCUGGCGGUGCUGCUGGUAGAGGUGGUCGGGAGGGAUGGGCGGGCCGAUGGUGAGCUGGAAGUCCCGCUGGUUCUUGAUCAUGCGCAUCCUCUCGCCGGCCUGGAACACCUCGAACGUCACGCCGCCGCCGAAGUGGAUGUGGGGACCGACCAUCCGCAGCUGGGCCAACACACGGGGGUCCGCAAGAUACGCCUGACACACACACACACACACACAAAGGACAUCGUGAGAUGUGCCCGUUCCAUGCCUUUCUGCCAUGAGUCUCUCUCUCUCAGCCGCUUACCGUCUUGUUGUCAUAAUGGUGAAGGUCACUCCCGUCGAGCCUCACCGGCAGGUGGCAGUAGCCGCACGACGCCGCCAACUCGAUCGCCUCACUCAUCUCGCCCCAGCCCCCCUCCUCAAGCACAAACAUGGCCACCAGCAGCUCGGCCUCGCCCAUAUGCUGAGCAUCAAACACCAGCAGCGGCACCGCCUGUCCGUUGCGCACCCGUCGCAGGCCCCUCUGCCUGCCGAGGGAGUGGCUGAGUCGCUGCCGGAGCUGAGACGCGCCGAAGACGUCCCGGAGAGAGGUGCAUGUUGCUCUCAGAUGGACGACGUCGAUGACGCUGAGGAGGAAGAAGCUGCGGCGGCCGACGAAGAUGUAGCACAUGGGGUGCUGCUGAUGCUCCUGCAUGUCCUCCUCGUCCAUCAUGACAGACGACAAGGCAACCUCCGGGACGGACAAACCAAAAACUCAAAUAGAGCGCACCCGACGGCGUCGCCAAGCCGACGGCUCAAUGCCUGCCUGCGAUGGCAAAGCUGAAACACG
Messenger RNA from Vitrella brassicaformis, 1540 nucleotides. NCBI's taxonomy places the organism in Eukaryota, Vitrellaceae. The record is from the annotation of a GenBank genome assembly.